Molecule: messenger RNA, 2825 nt
Organism: Bursaphelenchus xylophilus (pine wood nematode)
Lineage: Eukaryota; Metazoa; Nematoda; Chromadorea; Rhabditida; Aphelenchoididae
Source: the annotation of a GenBank genome assembly
AUGGUAGCAAGGUGAAACGACCAACUAUUCCUUAAAGUUUCGGACACCUUAUCAAGGUAUCUAGCACCUUUAUUUUGAAUGUUUGGCCCGCGUUUUAUAAGAAAUAUUAACUCAUAAAAGUUGCUUAGGAAACUACGAGAGAUGGUCAUUGAAACAUGUGUUUCUUUAGAAUGUACCGUAUAUUUUUGGUCAGAGCACUGUCUAAAUAUCUAUAAAAAAGUAUCAGAAAAAUGUGUGCUUUACCAGGGGCGUUGACCUCUCUCCAGGCCGGCUGAACGAAAAAAUGGCAAGGGGGGACCAAGGCAACUUUCGCGGCGCGAACUUUUACACAGUGACCCCCACCCAGCCCACCUCCCCAAAAUUUGUGGUCAGUUACGCCCCUGUUCUUUGCUUGCACAACUUUCCAUCCUACCUUAAAUAUCUCUACACUUAUAUUGUAUUCCAUAGGCACGUGCCUCUUUAAACGUUAAAAUUGCAAAUUUCAAAGUUUCCAAGCUACAAAUAUUACGAACCCUUCGAAAACUUAACUCUGUUUCUUCCACUGUUGCGGUAUAUUGUAACAUAUCCCAUUUUUUCGUUGGACACCAAAUUAAUCACCUAUUAAUUGUAGCUAUUGUGCAGCCACAAGUGCUUAUUCGUUGGUCUCAAAGGACUUUGAGGUUCAAUGCAUCUUCAAUGAGGAAGAUGCAUUCAAGUUACUACUGCUAACUUAUAACAAGUUCAUUUGGUUAUGGUACAGGUAUAUGAAUACGCUGGCUUCCUAUUUGCAGUGGCAACAUUGCCGUUUUACGGUUUAGUACUGAGAUUCCUAUGGAAAUCCGGGAAAGAUGUGAGGCAGGCUAAUGCAUUCUACUUUAUCUUGUUGAUACAUGGGUAUAUCGAUAUCAGUAAGUCUAUUUUUAUUUAUAAAUUUGAUUCAACCGUCUGUAAAUCUCAAAAAAUUCUUGGUUUUUUCACAUUUUUCACAUAGCCCAAGCAAUUGCAAGUGAUAGAUCACCUGUGCUUUCCAAUUUCGCAUUCCUACAUGCCAAUUAAUAACUUUGAAUGUUUAUCAUACAUUUUCAGUAUCAUUGCUGAAUAACAUAUUCUUCUACACACUUCCGCGUUGGGGUCUUUGGUCCGAGUUCUAUAUUUGGGCCGGCGGACCGUUUCUUCAUCUCGGUUUUGUGGUUUCGUGGGCGUGCAAUGUAAUGCAAGCGCAGGCCACGUUAUUGUUGGGGAUCAAUCGUUUCAGCGCUAUUGUUUAUUCGCAACACCACAGUCGGGUAAGGUUACACUAAUUCUAAGUUUACGUAACAUUCUGUAUAAUUAUCGCAUAUUAGACUCUAGUAUGAAUCAUAAUGGUGUUUUCAGUGGUGGCGCGCAUCAUAUCCCUAUAUAGCGGGUUUCAUUAUUUCGCCCGGAGUGGCCAUGGGAAUUAUUGUCAUGCACAGUGACGUCUACUAUAAGAAACUUGGAUAUUCGCUGAUUCCGAAAAUGUCAAGGUGAGACUUUUUUCUUACUCACGACAUCCUGAGACGGCUGUCCGCUAAAAUUUUUUACACAACAAAAAACGUACCAUUUUGCAUCCCGGAAGUAUCAACAAAUGUAGCAAAAUCCCUCCCUCUCCAAGUGAAAAAACUCCGUUUUGAAGGGCGCGCCCUUUCCCUCACAAAAGGAGCUUUGAAAUCGUGGUUUUUUUCACUUGGAGGGGGAGUUAUUGUGCUACAUUUUUUGAUACUUCCCGGAUGCAGAAUGACACGUUUUUUGCCACUGGAUUGCCGCUGUAAUAACUCUUUGUCCUAACAGUUUUUUAUGAAAAAUUAUCGGGACAUCAGCUUCAGAAAAUCACAAAUAGAAAAGUUACAUCCCGCUAUAACAAAAUUUUAUCCUCAUUUACAGUGACGAUGUAUCUCACUACGGGUUUGGUGUCACCGGUGCUUGUCUUAUGCUCUAUUGUGUAAUUCUCGUUAUAAUGUACCUCUACAUCUGGCAACAAGUCCGAAGACAUCGACACAACACUGUCAAAAGGUUGACAUUCAUGCAGCGGACCACUUAUUUUAUCAAGAGCAGCAUUGUUCAGAAACGAAGGGAGAAGAAACUGGUGAUGCUUUCGGCUCUAAUUUGUUGCACCCAAGUCUGCGCUACAGUAUUUUUGGUGCUGAAAUUUGUGCUGCGAACGUUUGAUGCCGAUCUGAGCAUCUACAAUUUCGUCAGGUGAGAUUUUACGCAACUUGAAAAAAUAAUUUCGUGGAAAACUUCGAUAUAGUGGGGGACCUGAUCCAGUGGCAAAAACGUACCAUUUUGCAUACGGGAAGUACCAAAAAUGUGGCAAAAUGCUUCCCUCCCCAAGUGAAAAAACUUCGUUUUGAAGGGCGCGCUUUUGAAGUCAGAGUUUUUUCACUUGGAGAGGGAAGCAUUUUGCGACAUUUUUGAUGCCUCCCGGAUGCAAAAUGGUACGUUUUUUGCCACUGGAUCAGGUCCGUCACUGUGCCUACAUGUAGAAAAAAGCAAAUUAUUGCUAGAAUCUGUUAAUAUGGAUAUCUAGUUUGAUGUAAAAUAGCAAAUAACGAUCCUCAAGUUGCUAAUAAAGGACUCAUUCUUAAAAAAAUGGAUUAAAAUUCCUCGGAAAAUCAUAAUUUUGACCUUAUUUUAGCACCAUCUACAGCGCAGUGAACCCAUAUUUUGUCAUGAUGUUCAGCGAUGUGAUUCGCAGCCAAUUCUUGCUCGGGUGCUUAAAAUGCCGGCCGCACAAACAGUUGGCAAGCUCAACAAUCCUACAAACGAGGAGUAACAAGCAAGUCUGCACCGUGCACGUGGUGCAACAACAUAAUUCCUCAAUUUAA